Messenger RNA from Frankliniella occidentalis (western flower thrips), 789 nucleotides. Its product is annotated as acyl-coenzyme A thioesterase 13-like. The record is from RefSeq and is a predicted model, not a curated record. Gene Ontology annotation, molecular function: fatty acyl-CoA hydrolase activity. Lineage: Eukaryota; Metazoa; Arthropoda; Insecta; Thysanoptera; Thripidae. The coding region runs from base 150 to 572 and encodes 140 amino acids. The transcript is spliced from 3 exons.
ACCUUAACCCUCACAUACAUCUACAAAUAAAACAUCAGCUGCAGGAGCAGCAAAUGUGUAGAUACUAAGCUUUACGCUGUCAUCUGAAUACGAUAUCUUCUAUUUGAGCAUUAGUCUCCCAUCUGCGGUUCGUGUCAGGUGGUGGUGCUAUGGCAGCCGGUCGACAACUUGUAGAGAUGCUGGCAAAGCGGUUGAGCUCUCAAGGUUUUGAUAGAGUGUUGAGCAAGGUCAAAAUAAUAUCAGGGGGUGAAGGAAAAUGUGUUGCUGAAUUGAGAGUGGAAGAAGAGCACCAAAACAUUGGAGGAACCCUUCAUGGGGGCAUGACGGCAACUAUGGUGGACAUCAUAUCUACAUUGGCUAUGAUGACCCAUGAGAAAAGCAAAACACCCGGAGUCACGGUUGAUCUGCAUGUUUCAUACUUGAAAGGGGCAAAAGUUGGUGAAGAUGUAUUAAUAGAAGCAUCAACACUCAAAGCUGGAAAGACUUUAGCUUACUUACAUGUUGAUAUAAAAAACAAGAAAACUAAUGAGUUGUUAGCAAGAGGGAGUCAUACCAAAUUUGUUGGUACAUAGUGUAAUUUUUAUAUUGUCCUCAGUAGAGCCCCACAACGAGCGAGCUACUCGAGCUAAAUGCCUACCCUGACCCUCCUCUCACCCGCCAAAGAAGGGGUCUAGCUCGCAUAGCUCGCUAGUUGCGGGGCUCUAGUCUUCAGUUUGUAAUUAAUUUGUUCCCUGCAGAUACAAAAGUCUUGUCGUGAAUAAUAAUAUUAAAAAAAUCUGUGAUACCAGA